AUGAGCGAUGUUAAAGAAGAAACGAGGGAGGCCGGACCUCCUUCGAUAAAGCUUCCUAUGUUAAGUACUACAAUCUACACUGUCUGGGCCAUGAGGAUGAAGAUAGCUCUUAAGGUCAACAAGGUUUGGGAAACUAUUGAUCCUGGAAACAAAAACGAGGAUAAAAACAAUAUGGCCAUCGCGUUACUCUUCCAGUCAAUCCCUGAAGCGCUAACACUGCAAGUCGGAGAACUUGACAAUGCAAAAGCUGUGUGGGAUGCGUUUAAAGCUAGGCAUGAUGGGGCUGAAAGAGUACGAAAAGCUCGUUUAAAAACACUAAUGGCAGAGUUUGAUCGUCUUAAGAUGAAAGAAGACGACACGAUCGAUACAUUCGUAGGCAAGCUAUCAGAGAUAUCAUCAAAAUCUGCCUCUCAUGGUGAAGUCAUUGAAGAAUCCAAAAUUGUGAAGAAGUUCUUGAAAAGUCUACCGCGGAAGAAAUACAUUCAUAUUGUUGCUUUUCUUGAACAAGUUCUUGACCUAAAAGUAACAAGCUUCGAAGACAUCGUGGGAAGACUCAAGGCUUAUGAGGAAAGAAUUUGUGAAGAAGAAGAUGAACAACAAGAUGACCAAGGAAAGCUGAUGUAUGACAACUCGGAAUCGAAUCAAACUGGUUAUGGUAGCUCCGGUGGAGCACGAGGUAGGGGACGCGGCGGUCGCUCUACUUGGAGAGGAAGAGGUCGCAGUCGGUUUGGAAACUUCCAGAGCCAAAGAGAUGCGUACAGACAAGGUCAAGGACAGGAUCUCUCUCACAUCACUUUCUUCAGUUGCAAUAAACAGGGACAUUAUGCGUCUGAAUGUCCUGAUAAACAAGGACUUAAGCUACAAGAAACAAUUGAAAACAAAACAGAGGAGACACAAGAGGCUGAUGAACUAAUGAUGCAUGAGGUUGUCUACCUUAACGAGCAGAACGUUAACCCGAGUGUGUUUGAUACUAGUCUAGAUACAACAAAUGUCUGGUAUCUUGAAAAUGGUGCAAGUAAUCACAUGAGCGGCAACAUAAUGUUCUUUGUUACACUUGAUGAAACAAUCACCGGGAAGGUGAGAUUUGGAGAUGAUUCUCGCAUUGACAUAAGAGGAAAAGGAUCGAUUCAGUUUGUUUUUAAAGGAGGUGAGAAGAAGAUCUUAGGUAACGUGUACUACAUCCAUGGGCUAAAGAGUAACAUAGUCAGCUUAGGUCAAGCCACAUAA
This is a messenger RNA of Brassica napus (rape), 1227 nucleotides long. RefSeq lists its product as uncharacterized. The coding region runs from base 1 to 1227 and encodes 408 amino acids. Lineage: Eukaryota; Viridiplantae; Streptophyta; Magnoliopsida; Brassicales; Brassicaceae. The record is from RefSeq and is a predicted model, not a curated record. The transcript has a single exon. Gene Ontology annotation, molecular function: zinc ion binding; nucleic acid binding.